Sipha flava (yellow sugarcane aphid) is the source of this 2862-nucleotide messenger RNA. RefSeq names its product ubiquitin carboxyl-terminal hydrolase 43 (gene Usp15-31). Gene Ontology annotation, molecular function: cysteine-type deubiquitinase activity. The record is from RefSeq and is a predicted model, not a curated record. The transcript has 12 exons. NCBI's taxonomy places the organism in Eukaryota, Metazoa, Arthropoda, Insecta, Hemiptera, Aphididae. Gene Ontology annotation, biological process: protein deubiquitination. Bases 321 to 2801 code for a protein of 826 amino acids.
UAACGAGUUGAUAAUUUUUACCGUGGAACGAUACACAGUAGUUAUUUUGUAUUUUGAUAUUCUAGUGUUGAAAAGUGUUGCUAAUUUUCACUUCAAUCGACGCGUCGAUCGGUUUCUGAUGCGUCCCCGUCCAUCAGACGUUGCAAGACUGCCCGCAGCGAUCUAGCUGACACAAACCGUGUACAUAUUAACCAGCCGACUUCCUAUUUUGUGUGUUCAACUACUAUUGUUAAUUUGUUUUGUUUUAAAAAAUUUUUUUAAUUUUUAAUCGCUUACAAUAUAACUCUAAUGUUACCAAAACCGGUCUGUGGCGUUUCGACAUGGACGAGAUAUCGUUGCUGAAGAAACGCACUUCAACCGAAACCCACAACAUGACUCGCAACGAGGACUCCACUCAGCCAACGUCCAAGAUUAAGCGGUCUUUCUCCCUAAAGCGUGACCUCAUACGUAACAAACACGUUAAGCCAGGGGAUGUAGACGAGGCUAGGCUGAAACUGUCUAUGCUGAGGAAACCGUCAUCAUGGAACAAAGUACUUGGGAAGAUGUUACAUAAAUUAUCUUAUCUUGGCAUACAGCAGGACAAGGGUAAUUUGUGUUCCAAAUAUGAUGCUUAUGUUUCCCGAUCGUCGACAGACAUCUACCACGAUAACUCCUAUCAAACUCCAAAGAUUUUAAGUGGCGACAAGGUUCCGGGUGUGGUUGGUCUACGAAACCAGGGUAAUACAUGCUUUAUAAAUGCUGUAUUGCAGUGCUUAAGUCAUACAGAUGUUCUAGCCAGGUAUUUUGUAAUGGAUCAAUAUAAAAUGGACUUGAUUCGAAGGAAUAAGUUGAAUUCAAAAAAGUUUGGUACACGUGGUGAGAUGACUGAACAGCUGGCAUUAUUAUUGAAAUCCAUAUGGCUAUGUAAAUAUGAUCCAGACAUGUCAAAUCAAUUUAAGUCAAUUGUAGACAAAUAUGGUACUCAAUAUAGAGGCAAUAAUCAGCAUGAUGCACAAGAAUUCUUAUUAUGGCUAUUGGAUAAGGUUCAUGAAGAUUUAAAUACAGCCACAAAAAAAAAAUAUAAAACCAUUAGAAAUACCUUUGGAAGACCUGAUGAACAAGUAGCUGCUGAAACACUUGCAAAUCAUGUACGCUGUAAUGAAUCUUUUAUACAUGAUGUUUUUCAAGCACAAUUUAAAUCUUCUCUAACAUGUCCGCGCUGUAUGCGGCAGUCCAAUACAUUUGAUCCAUUUCUAUGUAUAUCCAUACCUGUACCACAAUGUUAUUCAAUGCCUAUUUUUGUUACUGUUAUUUAUACUUCACAACAGCCAAGAGAUGUUAAACUUGGAUUGUCUCUUCCAGUAGAUAGUAGUAUAGCUGAAUUUCGAGAGUUAUUAUGGUCAUAUACUGGUAUUUAUCAAGAACAUAUGUUAGUUACCGAAAUAACUGAUAUUGGUUUCAAUCGAACCUUUUGUGAUUCUAUGCCGGCAUCUAUGAUAAAAGAAUCAGAUUCUCUAUACUGUUUGGAACUUCCAAAAUUGAAUGAUUGCAGCAAUGAGAGUGGACCUUACUUAUUACUAUGUUGGGUUAAUAUUCUUGUAGUUGAAGAUCAGUGUUCAAGAUUUGGAAGUGCCUUUACUAUGCAAAUAUGCCGUGAAACAUCUUAUAAAGAUCUUCAAAAACUUUUACUCAAAGAGAUGGCUGUGAUGUUACAUGAUGAUAUAUUAACAACUGAACAAGAUAUACCAUUGUUUGGAAUAAGAUUAUCUGACGCAAGUGAAGUACCACAGUAUUUAGAUCCAACUGUAGAAUUACCUCUAUUUACUGAUCCAAUUGAUCAAGCAUUAGCUAUGUCUGGUGAUCAACCCCAUGUUAAAUUAAUUCUUGAAUGGAACCUCCAUGCAAAAGAAGCAACCAUUGCUGAUCAUUGUGAAGAAAUUGAAGAACAUGCUAGUGUGAAACAACUAAAAUUAAAUUCUGAAAAAGAGACUUCUAUUACACUUGAACAGUGUUUUGAUUUGUAUACUAAAGAAGAGGUACUAGGACCAGAAAACGCGUGGCAUUGUCCCCAGUGCAAUCUUAAACAAGAAGUGGUAAAAAAACUUGGAUUAUGGACUUUACCUGAUAUUUUAGUAGUACAUUUAAAACGAUUUCGACAAUCCCUUUCAUUACCAUCAUCUCGUUCACACAAUAGCAGGCAACCGACAAAACUCUCUGUUCUUGUAGAUUUUCCUUUAUUUAGUUUUGAUAUGACCCCACAUUUAGCUAUAGGUCGGGACGUAAGGGUACCAUUAAAGCCUCCAGCUUCUCGCCGAUUGUCUUCUAUACAGGAUCAUAACCUUUAUGAUCUAUAUGCUGUAUGUAAUCAUCAUGGAUCAGAUCCUCACAGUGGGCAUUAUACUGCAUUUUGCAAAAACCCAUACGAUAAACAAUGGUACAGCUUUGAUGACACCAAAGUUACUCCAAUACCUGAUACUUCUCUGGUCACAACAUCAGCAUAUAUGUUGUUUUAUCAAAGGCGUGAUAUGAUUCUCAACAGCACUGAUCAUUGGGCUACACGGUUACACGCACACAUAUCAAAUAGUCAUUCUGUUGGGCAAAUAGUUGAUAAAAUAGAGCACAAUAAUGAUGAUAUUGCAGAGUUAAGUGAUUCACCAUCCAGUCAUACUAUUUCUAGAUCGUCAACUGUAGAAAACGAUAUGGUGUUUUCUAGAUCUAACUCACCUAUGGUUAAUGGCAGAAGGCCAUCUGACCUUGAUCUUGAUGAUACAGACAAGAAUUUCAAGAAACUUUUACACAAUGCUAAAGAGUCAUGUAUUUAAAACUUAAGUUAUAUCAUUGUUAUAUGGUUGUUAUUUUUAAAAGAAUUUCAAACCGCCUACC